AUGGUAGUAAAACAGGUCUACCACAACCCCAUCAUCCCCGGCUUCGCGCCGGACCCGUCAGUCGUGCUGGUUGACGGCGUCUUCUUUCUCGUCACCUCCUCGUUCCACGUCUUCCCGGGGCUGCCAAUCUAUGCCUCGACUGAUCUGCAAGAAUGGAAACACAUCGGCAACGCCAUCAACCGCAAGGAGCAGCUGAGCCUCGAGCAGGCGACCACGGCCGUGAUGCCCCUGGACACGGGAAACAUCAUGGUCGCGAGCGCCGGCCUCUUCGCGCCGACGAUCCGCCACCACGACGGCAGGUUCUACAUCGUCUGCACGAACACGGCUCAUGAAGGGGGCUCCUUCGCCACGAACAACUUCUAUAUCAGCACGACCGACAUCUGGUCCGGGAAGUGGUCCGACCCCAUCUACUUCCCCUUCAACGGCAUUGACCCCAGCCUGUUCUUCGACGACGACGGCCGCGUCUACGUCCAGGGCUGCUGGGCCAUCAGCCGGAUGGAGCAGCCGAGCUGCACCAUCAAGCAGUUCGAGAUCAACAUCGAGACCGGCGAGCCCCUUUCCGAGACCCGGGAGAUCUGGGGCGGCCACGCGCGGUACGACACCGAGGGCCCCCACAUCUACAAGCGCGGGGGCUACUACUACCUCCUCGUCGCCGAGGGCGGCACCUUUGAGCAUCACCUCCUGAGCAUCGGUCGCUCGAGGGACAUCUGGGGGCCCUACGAGUCGUGUGCGGCGAACCCGAUCAUGACGGCGGACGGCAAACCGGACGAGUACGUCCAGAACGUCGGCCACGGCGAGCUCUUCCAGGACCAAGGCGGGGCAUGGUGGGCGGCCGUCCUGGGUGUGCGCAACGAAGACGGCCAUCCGCCCCUCGGCCGGGAGACCUUCUUGACGGCGGUGGACUGGCCGGACGGCGGGUGGCCGACGAUCGCGCAGCCCAAGAUGGAAUUCUGUCGUUCCUCGGGCGUCACGGGGCCUGGCGAUGUCACAACGAUCCCCAGAUCGCCGGCGGGCGUCGAUCAUGUGUACAUCCGGAAUCCCCAGCUCGACAACUACGAGCUGAGAGGCGAAGGAGACGAGAGACUAUAUGUUCUCCGCGCUGCUCAGAGCAACCUGUCUUCCCCGUCCGGCACCUCAACGUUCAUCGGCAAGCGGCAGAGACACAUCGAGGCUAGUGCAUCGGUCGUUCUGGACCUUUCGAGCGUUGCCGCGGACAAGCCCGUGGUGGCUGGUCUGGCGCUGUACAAGGACGCCCUCAGACACGUGUCUCUGUCGUAUGAUUUCACAUCGUCGAGGCUUACGUUCGAGGUGGUGACGACGUCCAAAGACAAGUCGCACAUACUUUCGUAUCCUGUCAGACGAUCUUCUCAGACUCUGAGCCUGCGUACCCAGACGACUGCGGCGGAAUACAAGUUCUCGUACCAGGAGGAGGGCGGGCAAUGGACCGUGGCCGGAUCGGUGCGCGUUUCUGACCUGGUCGAGAGGGAGAUGACUGGCCCGGUCUUUGGGCUUUAUGCGCACGCUUUGGAGGAUGAAGGCGUCGGGCAAGGGGUGGUGUUCAGGAACUUUACGGUGAAUGGAGGGACUGACUGGUCUUGUUGA
Messenger RNA from Colletotrichum higginsianum IMI 349063, 1602 nucleotides. RefSeq names its product Xylosidase/arabinosidase. Bases 1 to 1602 code for a protein of 533 amino acids. The transcript is spliced from 2 exons. Gene Ontology annotation, biological process: carbohydrate metabolic process. The record is from RefSeq and is a predicted model, not a curated record. Lineage: Eukaryota; Fungi; Ascomycota; Sordariomycetes; Glomerellales; Glomerellaceae. Gene Ontology annotation, molecular function: hydrolase activity, hydrolyzing O-glycosyl compounds.